Pieris napi is the source of this 550-nucleotide messenger RNA. RefSeq names its product allergen Tha p 1-like (gene CSP4). Bases 118 to 495 code for a protein of 125 amino acids. The record is from RefSeq and is a predicted model, not a curated record. Lineage: Eukaryota; Metazoa; Arthropoda; Insecta; Lepidoptera; Pieridae. The transcript has 3 exons.
AUUUUAUGCAUCAAAUGGUUCACAGCUAACGAUCUGACUAGUAAAUUAGAUGUAACCACUAUAUAAAGUCUGUUAUUACAUUCAGAGGCAUAAGUUACCGAGAUCGAGUUUGAGACGAUGGCUGGUAAACUAAUUGUGUUCUGCUGUGUUUUGGUCGCGGUGUUUGCGGAGAAGUACACCGAUAAAUAUGACAACAUUAACUUGCAAGAGAUUUUGGAAAAUGAUCGUUUGCUGGAGGCUUAUAUCGACUGUGUCUUGGAUAAAGGAAAGUGCAGCGCUGAAGGAAAGGAAUUGAAAGACCACAUCCUAGAGGCGCUCGAAACAGGGUGUUCCAAAUGCACUGAGGCUCAAGAGAAGGGCACGCGCACCGUAAUAGAGCACCUCAUCAACAAGAAGAAGGCGGUUUGGGAAGAGCUCUGUGCCAAAUACGACCCUGAAGGGAAAUACAGGAAGAAGUACGAGGAACGCGCGAAGUCUGCCGGUUUAACCGUUUAAAAUAUCAUUUGAACAGAUUUUGUUUUAUUUUUCUAAAUAAAUGGUUGGUUAUGCA